CAACCUUUUCCUUUCAUCAUUCUAGUGAUGGAAGAAGUAAAGGGCCCCACCUCCUUACAUAAGGAAGAGGGCGUAGUCGAUUCAUCAAAAGUUGUGUAUUAUGAUGAAGUAACUAAAGAAGAAAUCUACCGGACCACGUCUACUACAAACCAUAUCGAAGACGAAGAAGACUCUCCUAUUGAAGAAGUCAGAAAUGUUGUGCCAAAUACCGAUGACCCCUCCUUACCUGUAUAUACCUUUCGCAUGUGGCUCCUCGGUAUCGCCUUCAGUUGUAUUCUUUCAUUUGUCAAUCAGUUCUUCUGGUUCCGAAACAGUCCAUUGAUGGUAUCGCCACUUGUUGUUCAGUUGCUUUCAUUCCCAAUUGGAAGGUUCAUGGAAAAAGUUAUUCCAUCCCACCCUUUCUUUAAUCCUGGCCCCUUUAACAUGAAGGAGCAUGUCUUGAUCACUGCUAUGGCUAACUGCUGUUAUAGUACUGCCUACGCCGUCGAUAUUGUCGUCAUCCAGAAACUGUUCUACAAUGAAGAUCUUGGCUGGGGAGGAGGUCUCCUCAUUAUCUGGACUACCCAAUUUAUCGGUUACGGUAUGGCCGGCGUACUUCGUCCUUACCUUGUCUAUCCUGCAGCAAUGAUCUGGCCCACAAAUCUUGCAAAUAUCUCUCUUUUCCGCUCAUUCCACGUCCUUGACACUAACUGGACUGGCCCUACUCGUUUCCGCUGGUUCCUUUAUACCUUCGCCGCCAUGUUUGUCUACUACUGGCUCCCUGGUUAUUUCUUCCAGAUCCUUACCGCGUUCUCAUGGGUUUGCUGGAUCAACCCAAAGAACAAGGCCCUCGCUCAGGUCACUGGUGCUAGCGGAGGCUUGGGUAUCUUUGCACUUGCUUUUGACUGGGCUACAAUUUCUUCCUAUCUUACUUCACCCCUUGUUGUUCCCUGGUGGGCAAUUGCAAACAUCUCCGUUGGUUUUGUUAUUGUCGCAUGGAUCAUCGCACCAGCCAUGUACUACGGAAACGUAUGGGACGCCCAACGCUUCCCCAUCCUCACAUCUACACUAUUCAACAAAGAUGGUGAAGUCUGGAACAAUAAGCUUGUCCUGACCUCAGAUAAUCUCCUUGACGAAGCUGCCUAUGCAGAAUACGGUCCCUUGAGAAUGACCACUUUCUUUGCUUUCACCUAUGGUGUUGGUUUCGCAGGUGUUACUUCUGUUCUCACCCACACCCUCCUCCACCAUGGCCGGGAGAUCGUUGAGCAGUUCAGACAAUCACGUACAGGAGAAGAAGAUAUCCAUCGCAAGCUUAUGCGUGUCUAUCCCGAAGUUCCCAGCUGGUGGUACUAUAUUAUCUUCCUCAUUUCUUUCGGCGUUUCUUUUGCUGUGAUCUAUGCUUGGCCCAUCCAUCUCCCCUGGUGGGGUCUUAUCCUCGCAAUGGCCAUUUCUAUUAUAUUCGUUCUUCCCAUUGGUAUCAUUCAAGCUAUUACUAACCAGCAACCAGGUCUCAAUGUUAUUACCGAGUUUAUCAUUGGUUACGCCCUUCCCGGUCACCCAAUUGCCAACGUCACUUUCAAGACUUACGGUUACAUUUCGAUGUACCAGUGUUUGACCUUCGUCAGUGAUCUUAAGCUUGGUCAUUACACCAAGGUACCCCCAAGAGCUAUGUUCUUUGUUCAGACUGUCGGUACUUUCUUAGCCGGUCUUAUCAACUUGGCUACUGCUCGUUGGUUGAUGGAAACUACCGAGAACAUCUGUACUCCAGAGGGCUAUCCUUUCACUUGCCCCAAUGCUCGUACUUUCUACUCUGCAUCCAUCAUUUGGGGUGUAAUUGGUCCCGGAAGAAUGUUCGGUGUUGGCUCCCAAUAUAGUGCAACUUUGUACUUCUUCUUGAUCGGAUUCCUUUUGCCCAUUCCCUUCUGGUUCCUUUCCAAGAGAUUCCCCGAGAGAAAGUGGUUGUCAUACAUCCACAUUCCUCUUAUCCUCAACUCCACUGGUAUGAUGCCUCCUGCCAUGCCCAUCAAUUUCUCUAUGUGGUGUGCUACAGGUUUUAUCUUCAUGUACUGGUUGCGCAAAUACCGCCACGAAUGGUGGUCCAAAUAUAACUAUGUCACCUCUGCUGCAUUUGAUUCUGGCACUGCCAUCGCUGGUCUCGUCAUCUUUGGUGUUGUUACUGGAUCUGGUUAUACCCCUGACUGGUGGGGCAAUGGUGGCUAUGGCGAAAAUGGCACAUUUGAUAAUUGCCCGCUUGCUAGUGCUAACGGAUCCUCCGUCUGUGCUAUCUGCUAAAAUAUUUACUCCCUUACUACUUAACUAUAAUUCCUAUUAUUUUUAUAAUACCUUUACUUAUUCCUAUUAUUCUACGUACAUAAAUAAAUAAAAUAAUUAAUUUAUAAAAUC
Messenger RNA from Phycomyces blakesleeanus NRRL 1555(-), 2382 nucleotides. RefSeq lists its product as hypothetical. The record is from RefSeq and is a predicted model, not a curated record. Lineage: Eukaryota; Fungi; Mucoromycota; Mucoromycetes; Mucorales; Phycomycetaceae. Gene Ontology annotation, biological process: transmembrane transport. The transcript has 4 exons. Gene Ontology annotation, molecular function: oligopeptide transmembrane transporter activity. The coding region runs from base 28 to 2271 and encodes 747 amino acids.